AUGAAAUCUCAAAUAUUUAUUCUACUUUUACUGAUCAUUAACGUCUUUUUCUUUCAACCAACACAUCAACAUCGUCUCUCAAAACGUGAACUAACUGAAUAUGAUUUAACCAGUUUCAUUGUCAGUACAUGUUCAGGCGAUAAAACCGACAUGUUUAUCCAGAAUCUGUGCGAUCAAACAUUGCAGUCGGCACUUAUGGGUAAUUUUCCAAUUCUGAUCUAUUAUUGUCAAACAAUCGGUGCCGGAAUGAGUUAUUGUAAUAAUAUCAACCGACACACGGUUAGUAAUCAGAAUGCUGGAGCUAAGAGGUUUGUUUCUCGCCGAUUUGCCCGAAGUCUCAAUGAAGACAACAAAUUGUAUCAUAAAGGACAAGAGAUCGGUAAUGAGGUUGACCUUGAAGAAAAAUUGAUUAUGCAACUGUGUAUGACAAAGACAGAGAAAAGUUCAGUGGGUACGGAUAAAUUUUGCAAUCAAAUAUUAUAUAAAGUUCUGCAAGGACAAUAUCCUGAAAUCAAACGUUUUUGCAAAUAUCACCCAGGCUUCGACUAUUGUCGUCGUAUACAGUCUUAUUCAUUAUUACUCUUUUGGUCAUCACCAAAAUCAUCAUCUCUCUUAUCAUCAUCACCAAAAGAUUCUAUUACACCUGAUGUUAACCCUUGGUUUGUGCCAUCGUCAGCAUCCAAAUCGUCUGACAUUGAAUCAUUCAUCGAUCCACAAAGGAUCAAUAAGGAAAAAUAA
Molecule: messenger RNA, 738 nt
Organism: Rotaria sordida
Lineage: Eukaryota; Metazoa; Rotifera; Eurotatoria; Philodinida; Philodinidae
Source: the annotation of a GenBank genome assembly